Rosa rugosa (rugosa rose) is the source of this 2964-nucleotide messenger RNA. RefSeq lists its product as uncharacterized. Gene Ontology annotation, biological process: 7-methylguanosine cap hypermethylation; 7-methylguanosine RNA capping. Lineage: Eukaryota; Viridiplantae; Streptophyta; Magnoliopsida; Rosales; Rosaceae. The transcript has 12 exons. Bases 18 to 2375 code for a protein of 785 amino acids. Gene Ontology annotation, molecular function: protein binding; RNA cap trimethylguanosine synthase activity. The record is from RefSeq and is a predicted model, not a curated record. Gene Ontology annotation, cellular component: nucleus.
AAGCCUGAGAAUCUGAGAUGGUUGAAGCUGAAGACGAGGGGCCUGCUGUGAGAGCUCUCGGAUCUCUCUUGAAGCUCACCCAAGUCUUUCUCUGGGACGAUGGCACAAGAAACGACAGGUCGUUUUCCCUGGGACGGACUAAACCAGCUCAGGAUGAAGGAGACGAUGGCUCAAACGCUCUUUCCUCAGAAUGUGGAACUUUGCCGGAGGAUAUGGAACUUACUAGACAGAUGAAUGAGUUGGGGCUUCCGGUCUCAUUUCGCACAAAUAAGGAGAAGCAGAAGAGAACAACUCAAGGAAAAAGAAAAGGAAUGCGACAGAAGGAUUCGAACGAAUCUCAAGAAGUUGUGGGUGGAGCCCUGGACUCUUCCAAAGUGAGUGUGGAGGAGAUUGUAUCUCCUAUUAUAUUUGAUGAUAACCCAAGCAGUUCUUUGUGUUGUAUGUCAAUGAUGGGCCAAAGUGAAUCAUCUUCCUCUGAUGUUGCAGCUGAUGCCAAUUAUCCAGCAAGUUCAGCUAAGAUUACUGGUGAUUCUAUUAAGGAACAUAAGCGUGAUGGAAUAGUCGGCAUUGUUUCUAAUGAAGGCCAGGAUUGUGAUUCCUUACACAAUGGUGCCAUGCUCACUGAUGCAACAACAAUUUUAGCAAGUUCAACUGGGUUAGAUGCUGUACUUUACCCAGGCAGCUGCUCUGCAGAUGCUGCUAAUGGUCAUGAUAAGACGGAGCCAGGUGAAAGACUUAUGCAGCAUGACCACGUAGAGUGUGCAAUAAUGGUUACCAGUGAAGCAGAAAUAACCGAAAGUUGUGAGGAGCAUGUCCCUGAGCAGCCAUGUGUUUCUGAAUCAGUCUCAUGUUCCAUAUAUCCAGAAGGUCUUGAGAAUGGUGCAAUUGACAGCCAACAAAGUGGUGAUUUUGGAGACUGGAUGGUAUAUUGGGAUUCUUACUACAUGAGAAAUUACUUCUAUAAUAUUAGAACACAUACUUCAACAUGGUACCCACCCGUGGGCAUGGAACAUUUAGAAAAUGUUGAUAGCACAUAUAAGUCAAAUGAAGGUGUUGCUGGAGUAACUCAGAUGGAUGUUACCACAGACUUAAAGGCAACAGAUUUAUGUGGUUUGAGUAAGUUUGACUCAUUUGAAGAACCAAUAAAUGUUGAUGUUUUACAAUAUCAACGAUAUGAAGAGGUUUCAAGGGAUGUUGAAAUUACUGCUGCCAAUACUUUAUCGGAUACAUCCACUUCAACUGUCAGUGUAAGCAUAUGUCCUGAGCUUCCAGAUGAACUUAAUCAGAGCAAUAACAGGUGCAAUGAUGGAAAUGCAUCAUGCUUGUCAUCAAAUGUCCAGGACCACAUUGCUAGUUGCAGAAACCAAACCAUGGAGCAGGUUGCUGAUGAGGUCUGCAACAGUGAUUUGCAACCAAUUUUUGCAGGAAAAAGUGCUGAACCAGAUACUUCUGAUCUCUAUGAUAAACCUAAUGAAGUUUACUUUUGUGAGGAAAUUCCUAAAUAUGGUGAACAUGAUGAGGCGAUUCAAACAUUAGAUACAAGCAGCAUGUCCAAUUCAUGCACUGAAGAAGUUGAGGAUUGGAAUAUGCAUUCUGAAACUGGAGCUCCUGCAACAAAUGAGUUGGAAAUGAAAUCUGACCCUGCUUUAGUAAAACGGAAAAAGAAAGUGAGAAGAAUUCGAAGUCACAGAAAAUUCUUCAAUGAGAAUGAAGAAGUUCUAUUUGAAGGAUUGCUGGAGAAGUGUUCCACUGAUAUUGGUAAAUAUUGGUCUCAGAGAUAUCUAUUAUUCUCCAGAUAUGAUGAUGGUAUAAAAAUGGAUGAGGAAGGAUGGUUUUCAGUUACUCCAGAAGCUCUAGCUAUGCAUCAUGCCCAACGUUGUGGUAGUGGCAUUAUCAUUGACUGUUUUACUGGAGUUGGUGGUAAUGCCAUCCAAUUUGCUCAGAUAAGCAAACAUGUAACUGCCAUUGAUAUUGAUCCAACAAAGAUUGAUUAUGCUCAACAUAAUGCUGCUAUCUAUGGAGUAGACGAAAGGAUAGAUUUCAUAAAGGGGGACUUUUUCCAUUUGGCAUCAAGGUUGAAGGCAGAUACAGUCUUUUUGUCACCACCAUGGGGAGGACCUGGUUAUGCAAGAGAAGAGACAUAUGACAUUAUGACAAUGCUUAAGCCACAUGAUGGAUAUUUUCUCUUCAACACUGCUAAGCAAGUUGCUUCUAAGAUUGUCAUGUUUCUCCCAAGAAAUGUUGAUGUCAACCAAUUAGCAGAGUUGUCUCUUUCAGGGACCCCACCAUGGUCGCUAGAGGUGGAGAAAAACUUUGUAAAUGGUAAGUUGAAGGGAAUAACUGCUUACUUCAGUGACACGGCAAGGAGAGAAUGAUAUUCAGUUUUAUCCUUACUUUGCCAGAUAAUGAACAGCUAUGGAGGAUUGAGGGUAUUGCCUUCACAUAACAGUAGUGUAUGAGCUGCCAUGAGAGACUACGCCUUAGCAGAAAGAAACAGCCUCCUUGGAAGAGGCGUGCGGUUGCUUCUAACUUACUCUCCUCCUGCACUUGAUCUUUUUUAUUGAUAUCGAAGUCACAGAGAUUUCAGCAUUGUGUUAACAUACAGUCCUGCAAACUAGGAAACUAGAACUAGAAAACUAAUGUCCUCCCCCAAGCAGUUAGGGAAAAGGGGGUUACUGUUAGCAUUUGUCCUUGGCGGCCUGUUAGAGACUAAAGAAUAGUAGCUCAAAGUCAUAUUCCAUUUUAUAAACUCGGAAUCAAUGUGUUUGGUGACCAAGGAUGGUCCUAAUGGGAGGUCUAAUAUAGGGUGACUGGUGAGGAAGGUGGAGAGUAAUGCCCGCCAAAUACAUUAUUAUUAUUCAACGGAUGUAUGAUCCAAUGGAAUGAGCUUGAGCUUUGUAAUUGAUAAUUAAUUUCCGUCAGAUUAGAACUUUCGGUUAAAUUAAACAACACCAGUGGAGAUUA